Molecule: messenger RNA, 217 nt
Organism: Schistosoma margrebowiei
Lineage: Eukaryota; Metazoa; Platyhelminthes; Trematoda; Strigeidida; Schistosomatidae
Source: the annotation of a GenBank genome assembly
AUGAACAUACAACUAAUUUUGUUAAACUAUUUAACUGAAGUUUCAAACCUUUCAUUCCCAACUCUAUUGUUGUUAGCAUACUUUUCGGUCACGUAUCUUGUAUCUCAUAGUAAUAAUAAUAAUAAUAAUAAUAAUAAUAAUAAUAAUAAUAAUAAUAAUAAUAAUAAUAAUAAUAAUAAUAAUAAUAAUAAUAAUAAUAAUAAUAAUAAUAAUGGUG